GACCUCCGUCUGUGACGAGACGGUCAGUUUAAAUAAGUUGCGGUCCGUAAAGUGGUUACUUUAACGCGCGAGGUGUGAUGGACAUGCUCAGUCGCUCCGUAAGCGGGGAGUGACGUCACGGGCGCCAUAUUGAAGUGCUGCUGCUGCUGAUUUUUUGUUUCGGUCGCAGUGCCAGCUUUCUGUUUCCUGUUGGAUUACGGAGGGGAGAGAAAAUACAACAAUUAUGGAGAUCGACACACUUCUGGAGGCUUUCAAAGAUUUUGAAAGGAAAGGGAAGAAAGAAGCGUGUCCGGUCCUAGACCAGUUUCUAUGCCAUGUCGCCAAAACCGGAGAGACGGUGCUCCAGUGGUCACAGUUUAAAAGCUACUUCCUCUUCAAGCUGGAAAAGGUUAUGGAUGACUUCCGGGCCUCAAGCCCAGAGCAGCGUGGCCCGGCCAAUCCCAACGUGGAGUACAUUCCUUUCGAAGAGAUGAAAGAGAGGAUACUAAAGAUUGUGGAUGGGUACAAUGGAAUCCCCUUUACCAUUCAACGCCUGUGCGAGUUACUCACUGAACCGAAGAGGAACUACACAGGCACAGACAAAUUCCUAAGAGGAGUCGAGAAGAAUGUAAUGGUGGUCAGCUGUGUCUAUCCCACCACAGAGAAAAACGGGUCCAGCAGCGUCAGCAGGAUGAAUGGGGUCAUGUUCCCAGGGAAUGCAUCUGCAUAUACAGACAGAAACAUAAACGGACCUGGCACCCCCAGGCCGCUGGCCCGGCCCAAGCUCUCGCUGUGCAGCUCGCCAGCCACCAACGGCCUCCCUGACAGCACGGAGAGCAAGGAGCCGACCGCACUGCAGGGAGAGAAGACCAUCAGCGCUUCUUCAAUAUCAGAAGCAGAGGGUUCUUUGGGGAGUCCAGUGAAAAACAAGCACAUAGAGGAUGACGGCUCCGUGGAGGCUGAGCAGCAUGAGGUCAAAAGGCUGAAGUUCGACAAAGAUGAGGCGGAAGAGAACGAGAAUGAAGACGAUGUUAAUGAGGAGCCAGUGGCCAGGGAGUCCGGUAGCCUGCCAGUUGCGGAGAGCUCCUGCGAGCAUCCGGAGUCGUCCUCGGAUGUCUGCGGCGAGGACGUGGACAGCAGAGCUGCAGACAUGCUGGUGUCUGAGGAUCAAGAGCCAUCGAGCACGCAAACAGAAUCACUGUCGGGGGACACUGGUGAAGACCAGGCAGAAAGCGAGGCGUUGCCAGGCUCUUCCCAGACCUCUGAGGAUGGAAGUGAAAUGGACCAAUCGGAGCAGGUGGCUCAGUCUGCGAAGUCUGCUGUUCCUGAUGUCCGGGAAGGGGGACACAACAGUGACCCAGUCAGCAGUAGCAGCAACGAAGAAGGCCUGGCUAGCGACGAGCCCCUUUCUACCUCCCCCAGCAGUACAGCAGAGCUGCCAACAGAGGGCGCUCUGGAGAACAGUGGAUCCUGGAGACCAAAGGCCUCAGAGACUGUGGAUGAGCCGAUGGAGCAGGACUAACCCAUAAGCGCUCCCACCCCUAUUCCCAAGAGCUACACACCUCUGAUUUUUACACUGUAUCAUACAACAACAAUAAAAUCUUAAGAAAUUAAGCAGACCUUUCAUUUCCAGGAGAGGAUGGCCCUUUGUGGGCCCCCAGUGAAAGUUCCCAGGGCCUUGAGCUGUAUACCUUGUACACCCCCCCUCCCAUAGCCAUGCAUAAAUGUGUACAGGUUUUUAUUUCAGAUUUCAUGUUUUUAAACUGGAAGAUUGUCUGCCCCCAUUGUUUUUGCAAGUUUUUUAUGUUCAUGUAAAACACCCCCCCCCACUGGCCUUUUAUUAUAAUUUUUUUAUUUUGUGGAUCCUUUUUUGUAGAGCUUCUUUGAAGGUGCCCACUUCCUUUUUUUGGUUGCUUGCUGUGGCUUUGGUGUGAGCAGGAGCCCUCCGAGCCCCCCCACCCCCUUCCCGUCCCAUGCCAAUGGUUUGAGUGAUGCACAUAGCCUCGGGCAUUUUUUUGUGCACCACCUCCUGGCGGGCGGUAAAUACACAUUCCAGGCCCCCGGCCCCCACCCCUCUACCCCCCUCCGGCGCCUUGAGGUCCCAGCAGCACAUGUCGGGAGGCAAGAGCUCUGCUAGCAAGCCGGCCUGAAACUCCCGCUCACACGGACCCCCUCUCCUCAUCCCCUUUCUUUUGUGUCAUUGCUAAUAUGCGCUGUUCACUGCAUUGAAACAGUAAUCUAACUGACUACCAUUAGCUCGUUAAAAGUUAAACUGCGCAGUGGGUGAUUUCCGGAUGCAUCGAACCACAGUAAUUUAUAUAAAAGAUUUUCAACUGAAUAACCUAUUUUUUGAGCAUAAUUUGGCAGCCAGUUCAAGUGUUAAAACCAGCUUGCAUUUUUUUUACCCAACCCUUCCAUCUCCAUUCUUGAAGAACUACUGGCUGCCAAACUUGUACCUGUUUCUGCAACUGUACUUUUGAUAUUUAGAAUUUUUGAAUUUCUGUAAAGUAGAUUUUGUAGAUUGUAAUAAGUGUUCACUGCCUUUGUGAAACAGUAUAUAAUUUCUCUGUUAACUGAAUGCUUGGGCUUUCAAUACGGUAUUCAUAGAAAGCAAUAAAUGUUCAUGUUUUAA
Brienomyrus brachyistius is the source of this 2611-nucleotide messenger RNA. RefSeq names its product protein phosphatase 4, regulatory subunit 2a (gene ppp4r2a). Bases 224 to 1501 code for a protein of 425 amino acids. Gene Ontology annotation, biological process: protein dephosphorylation. Lineage: Eukaryota; Metazoa; Chordata; Actinopteri; Osteoglossiformes; Mormyridae. Gene Ontology annotation, cellular component: cytoplasm; protein phosphatase 4 complex; nucleus. The record is from RefSeq and is a predicted model, not a curated record. Gene Ontology annotation, molecular function: protein phosphatase regulator activity. The transcript has 9 exons.